AACAGACUAUAGCUUUGCUGGUAGACAAGCUAGGAGGAUUAAUAGAAAUCCUAGAGGUUUUAUUUGUUUUUAAUUGCUGCUUGUUUGCGCUAAAGGCGGGGACAAACAAAACAUUUCCCCCCUCCUCUCGCGAUAGCAGAGUCCUCCAACAGUGGAAGAUUCCACCGGCGAAGUCUUCCCCUUCAGCAGUUCAAAGUCAGCGAGUCUCUGCCAUUCCCGGAUCAGACGUCACCAAACCUCUCACUUUCUGUCUUCCCUUCUCUCCCACCUCCGGAGUUUUACCAGCUAAGCCGCGUUUCGAGCAUGCGCAGGAAGAGAAUCGCGUUGCUAGGGUGGAGCGGCCCUUAGUUACCGUGUGUUGCUGCUGCCACCGCGGUUCGAUAAUCUAGGAACCGCGAGAAAAUGGUAGCGACCCCGCAGGUAAAUAAAUUCCUUGGGAGCUCUCCCUACGCUAUAUACGGAAAGAAGGGUGAGUUAGUAAUAUGUUGCGGACUCACUUCAAACGCUCGUUUUCCGUUCUUGCAUUUUUAGUCCAUUUACGUGCAGGAAAGUAGGGCUGGCUUUGGGAUGUGUACAGCCCCCUCGGGCGGGGGCUCAGACGUCCCUUCCUUUGGGCUUGGCGGACUCGCUGGCAGACGAUCUUUGCAAAGCAUGGGGUGCCGGUAGGGUGCUUCAAGAGGAGCUUUCCCCAUUUGGAUGUAAGGUGGCCCCUUAUUCCUCCCGGUCCGAACCGUUGCAGAAGGAUUAAAGUGUGGCUGGGGAACUGGUGGCCCUUCAACUGUUGCUGGUGGAGCCGGACCAGCGUCGCCAAGGAUGCUGGGAAUGGUAGUUUAGCAACUUUUGGAAAACCAGAGAUUCCCCACUCCUGAAUUAAACAGAUGCAAAGAACCUCGUCUUCCUGCCCAACGCCUAAAGGGAGGAAAUCUUUUUCAUCAGUCCCUUGAUAGAGAAUAUGUUGCUGCACUUCCCUAGCAAGGAGUCUUGUUUCUAACGUCAGUGUGAUGAGCAAAACUUCAGCGAGUUGAGGUGUCUGGCAAUUCUGUUCCAUAGAAGGUAAUUAUGGAGGGAGAUCUUCGGAAUAUAAUUAUCUUCAAUGCUUCCAAAAAGGAAAUUUUUACUAUGAACAGUGGUUAUAGGAUUUUACAAAAAAAACUUCGUAGUAACUGGAAAAUACAGAGUUUAAAAGAUGAAAUCACUUCAGAGAAACUGUCAGGAGUAAAACUGUGGAUUACAGCAGGACCCAGAGAAAAGUUUACAGCUGCUGAAUUUGAAGUUCUGAAGAAGUAUCUAGAAAGUGGUGGGGAUAUCUUGGUGAUGCUGGGAGAAGGUGGUGAAUCUCGUUAUGAUACCAACAUCAACUUUUUAUUAGAAGAAUUCGGGAUCAUGGUCAAUAAUGAUUCUGUGGUGAGAAAUGUAUAUUAUAAAUAUUUUCAUCCUAAAGAAGCCUUGGUGUCCAAUGGAGUUUUAAAUCGGGAAAUCAGCAGAGCUGCAGGAAAAACAGUGACUGGGAUAAUAGAUGAAGAUAGCGGUGGAAAUGAUUCACAGGCUCUCACUUUUAUAUAUCCAUUUGGUGCUACAUUAAAUGUGAUGAAACCUGCAGUGGCUAUUCUGUCUACAGGCUCUGUCUGUUUUCCUCUUAAUAGACCCAUAUUGGCUUUUUAUCAUUAUAAGAAUCAAGGUGGCAAAUUAGCAGUAUUGGGAUCUUGUCAUAUGUUCAGUGACCAGUAUUUGGAAAAAGAAGAAAAUAGCAAGAUCAUGGAUGUACUUUUCCAAUGGCUUACAACAAACAACAUUCACUUAAAUCAGAUAGAUGCAGAAGAUCCAGAAAUUUCUGAUUAUACAAUGCUUCCUGAUAUAGCCAUUUUGUCAGAACGACUACGAGUUUGUCUGCAGGAGGGAGAUGAGAAUCCACGAGAUUUUACAACACUCUUUGACAUGUCUAUUUACCAACUGGAUACUACAGCACUUCCCAAAAUUAUUAAAUCUUAUGAACAGCUGAAUGUGAAAUAUGAACCACUUCAGCUAAUUCAGCCACAGUUUGAAACACCUUUACCUGCACUCCAGCCAGCAGUUUUUCCACCAGCUUUCAGAGAGUUGCCUCCUCCCAGCCUGGACUUGUUUGAUUUGGAUGAAACGUUUUCUUCUGAGAAAGCCCGUCUUGCCCAAAUAACAAACAAAUGUACUGAAGAUGAUCUGGAAUUCUAUGUCAGAAAAUGUGGUGAUAUCCUAGGGGUAACUAAUAAACUGCCAAAGGAACAGCAAGAUGCCAAGCAUAUACUGGAGCAUAUUUUCUUUCAAGUGGUGGAGUUCAAGAAGCUAAAUCAAGAACAUGAUAUUGAUACAAGUGAAGCUGGAUUCCAGGGUGGUUUCUGAAAAAUUCUGAGCAUAAAUGACUCCUUUUUGGCAGAAGAGGAAUCAUAAUUUAUUGAACAAGCACAUGAUAACUGACUGUUAUCUGCCAAUUUUGUAUACUAUGUUGUAAAUAUGGGGAUAUUCUAAAAUUUUGAAUGAGACACUCUUAAAGG
Messenger RNA from Python bivittatus (Burmese python), 2525 nucleotides. RefSeq names its product intraflagellar transport 52 (gene IFT52). Gene Ontology annotation, biological process: intraciliary transport; cilium assembly. NCBI's taxonomy places the organism in Eukaryota, Metazoa, Chordata, Lepidosauria, Squamata, Pythonidae. The record is from RefSeq and is a predicted model, not a curated record. Gene Ontology annotation, cellular component: intraciliary transport particle B; centriole; cilium.